AGCUAGGCAGAAUAAAAAUGGUCAUCCAAUAUUGGAGGACACUAGUGAUAACGGAGUCGAAAAGCUGGAGUGAUGUCCUGCAUAGCUAAGAUACCUAGCUUGUCAACUUCUGAUAAGCACUCUGAUCUUCUCGACGGGGACUUGACAACCCAAUAAACUUAGUCGAUCUGUCAGUAAUUAAUGGGACAGCCAAGUAACGUACUCGUAACUGCGAAAUGGAAAACCAAGCUCUCGAGAAAUAUUCUCCUAAUUUGUUGUUGAUAUCCCAGCACAAAACAAACUAAAUUUAUGCACAUCGGAAUGAAGCCUUGAUAUACUAUAGAAUUGAUUGAGUACUCUUCCUUGCUACUCCUCUCACUGAGCCAUUAGUGAAUACCAAAAAAUCGCCCGCAAAGCUUGGGUGUGUAAUAUCUAGUGCUUGCAACGAGGAUGAAAAUGAAUUUGACACUCACUAACAACCUUAGCAAGCAAACAAGAGAAAACUUCCAUUGACACAGUAAAAAGGUAGAGUGAUAGUGGAUCUUCCUGCCUAAUUACUUAUCCAACAGGGAAAUACCCACACAUACCUCCAUUAAAAGACACACUGAACAUAGGCGUAGACACACAAGGAAACCCCAUGCCUCGAAGAACUUCGAACAAAAAUUUCCAGCAAGCUGAAUCGAUAGCCUUCAUCAAAUCCACCUUAACAACACAUCAUGGUUGACAGUAGUUUUGAUAGUAAUCUUUCACAAGUUCCGUAGCCAUUAAGAUGUUUUCACUAAUCAGUAUACCAUUCACAAACGUUAAUUGAGCUACACCAAUAAGUUUAGGCAAUACUAAAGACAAUCUAUUUGCUAGUAAUUUAGAUAUGCCUUUACAUAUGACAUUGCAACAGGAAAUCAGUCGUGUAAAUUCUUGCAUUCUUUCAACAUUCUCAACCUUUGGGGAUAAAAAGAGAUAAAUAAAAAUAAAAAUGUAGGUGUCUCAAGUCAAUACUAAUAUUAACCUUAUGUACAAAAAGUAACUUUGUACACAAUUUUCUAUUAGUACACGGAAAAUAAAAAAUAUUUAAUCAUAAUUAUAUUACAAAGAAACCAAAAUGAAAUAAAUAAUAAUUACCAAACUCUAAAAAAGGGCGUGGUUGCUACGCGAUAAAGAGGCGCGUGUGGAAUAUGGGAGGAAAUUCGUCAUCCUAAUAGGAAAUCUUCCAACUAACCUCCUCUAGCUCCCAUGCAAAAUCCACACACAGUCUCUCUCACCACACUACCCACACAACAAACAAACGAAAACUCCUCUUCCUUCCCCCUUCCCUUCGUUUUCCAAUUUCCCUCCUCCACCGCCAACCGCCGCCGGCGCCGCUGCAUUCUUCCCGUCGCCACCACCACCACCAUUCCUUUUGCGUUCUUUCCAAAUUAAAGCCUUCUCUCCUUUCCUUUUCAUCAAUUCAGUCAUUUAAUCUUCUGCCUUCUAUAACUUCCCAAAAAAAUAAAAAACUGCCAUAAAUAAGCCAAACAGAAUCAUAAAAAGAGACGCCAGAAAGCGAAGAAGAAGAAGCAGAAGAGAAACGCAGCUUUCCCUCUCUCUCUCUCUCUCUCUCUCCGUCCCUUUCCGUCGACUCUCCCGCUCUCAAUUCGUCGCUAAACGUCACGUCACUGGCCAUUCUCCCCCGCGCUCGCGAUCGCUCGGCAUUUCGCUGAAUCCGAACGGAAUCGAUCGAGAAGAGGAAUUUCGAUCAUGGCGGCCGUGCCUGCAGCGACGGUUCCGACGACGGCGCUGUACGUCGGGGACCUGCACCCCGCCGUCGACGAGGACCAGCUGAAGGCCGCGUUCUCCGAAUUCGAGAGCGUCGCGUCCGUGCGCGUGUGCCGGGACUCCACCAACGGGAGGUCUCUCAGCUACGGUUACGUCAACUUCAUCUCUCCGCAAGACGCUAUGGAAGCCCUCGACGUGAUGAACCACACUCCACUGAAUGGGAAAGCGAUGAGGAUUAUGUGGUCAUCCCGCGAUCCUGAUGCUAGAAAGAGUGGAGUGGGAAAUGUGUUUGUCAAGAACUUGAGUGAAUCUGUCACUAGUGCUGCACUGCAAGAGCUGUUUGCUCAGUACGGAAAUGUUGUGUCUUGCAAAGUUGCGACGACUGAUGAUGGAAAGACUAAAGGCCAUGGCUUUGUUCAAUUUGAUAACGAGGAAUCUGCUCAUUCUGCUAUUGAAAAGCUCAAUGACACCAUGUUUCAUGAUAAGCAGAUGUAUGUCGCGAAGUUCAUUAAGAAAUGCGAUCGAGCUUUGGCCAGCCCUGAUGCUAAAUACACUAAUCUGUAUGUCAAGAACUUGGAGCUAGAUGUCACAGAAGAGGUUCUGCGUGAGAAAUUCUCCAAGUAUGGCACAGUGUCUAGCUUGGUAAUUGCUAGGGAUGACAAUGGAUCAUCUAGGGGUUUUGGUUUUGUGAAUUUUGAUAACCCAGAUGAUGCCAGGAGUGCUUUGGAAGCGAUGCAUGGGAUUGAACUUGGAUCAAAGAUCCUGUAUGUAGGAAGGGCACAGAAAAAAGCUGAGAGGGAGCAGAUUCUGCGUCGUCAGUUUGAAGAGAAACGCAAGGAACAGAUAUUGAAAUACAAGGGUUCAAAUGUGUAUGUUAAGAACAUAGACGACGAUGUCACUGAUGAAGAACUGAGAGAGCACUUCAGCCAAUGUGGCACAAUCACUUCCGCAAAGCUUAUGAGAGAUGAGAAAGGAGUGAGUAAGGGAUUUGGCUUUGUCUGCUUCUCCACUCCUGAGGAGGCAAACAAAGCGGUGAAUACAUUUCAAGGGUGCAUGUUUCACCGAAAGCCAUUGUAUGUAGCUAUUGCUCAAAGGAAGGAGGAUAGACAAAUACAAUUACAGAUGCAGUAUGCACAACGCAUGGUUGGGCUACCUGGACCUUCUACUGCUGUCAUGCCCGGUGGAUAUCAUCCGCUUUACUAUACUGCUCCACCCGGGCUCGUUUCACAAGUCCCUCCAAGGCCUGGACUUAUGUACCAGCCUAUGGGUAUUAGGCCUGGAUGGAGGCCUAAUGCCUUUGUUCCUCCAACCAGACCAACUUAUCAACCAGGCCAGCUUCCCAUGAUGCCUAAUGCUCAAAGGCAGCCAAGGCAAAACAGGGUUAGGAUGAAUGGUAACAUGCUUCCUCCUCAAGGCAUUGCCAACUCUGCUUCCUAUUUGCAACCUGGGUCUCCACCUCUGCCUUCACCGAAAGAUCAAAACAACCAGCGGGCUGCCCCAGUAAAGUACGUCCCAAAUGGUCGCUCACGCGAAUCAAGCAAGUCUCCUGGAGUCUCGUCGGCUGCUCCAAACUCUUCUGGGCCUGCGUCACAAGGAUCAGAAAUGCUGAGCACCAUGCUUGCUUCUUCUACCCCUGAGGAGCAGAAGCAGAUUCUAGGAGAGCAUCUUUACCCUCUUGUCCAGAAGCACAAGCCUGAUCUCGUGGCAAAGAUCACCGGAAUGCUGCUGGAGAUGGACAAUGCGGAGCUGCUUCUGCUACUGGAAUCUCCAGAAUCUCUGGCCGCCAAGGUGGAGGAAGCUGUGCAGGUGCUCAAGCUGUCCAAGAACAAAGUCCCCGGCGGUGGCCAGGAUAACAUGCAUUCCGGCUACCAUCUCUCCGCCGAGGUUGCUGUCAACUGAUACAAAAGAGGAUGACCUUUACUCUGCCAAUAUACUCGGUGAGGAUAUAGAGCACCAAAGUUUUGAUACUCAGGCGCCUUGUGGAUCCGCGAAAUCUUUCCCUUUUCUUUUUGUUUCUUCUUCAAGUUCUGGAUUUACCUUAGUGAGGGGAGACUUCAGGUUUUUACCAUUUUCUGUUUGCUGGAUUUUUGGUACAUUGGUAGCUUUCUUUGAUUAGUCAUCUGGAGACAGAACUCUCUUAUUUUUUUUCAGUAAUAGCAUGGACGAGGAUUUUGGACAACUUCUGCAUUUUUCUUUUCCAUUUAUUUUAGUUUUUAUACUUGGUCUGGCUGCUUAUGGGUUUUCCUUAUUUUUUCCCAAGUGUAGGUAAUAAUAGGUUACUGAAUUGUGAUUACUUCUACUUUCUGUGCAUAUAUGAAUUAUGAUAAAUCUCAUAGGUAAUAAAUAACUUUUCAUAUU
Messenger RNA from Linum trigynum, 4089 nucleotides. The record is from the annotation of a GenBank genome assembly. NCBI's taxonomy places the organism in Eukaryota, Viridiplantae, Streptophyta, Magnoliopsida, Malpighiales, Linaceae.